Molecule: messenger RNA, 1860 nt
Organism: Brassica napus (rape)
Lineage: Eukaryota; Viridiplantae; Streptophyta; Magnoliopsida; Brassicales; Brassicaceae
Product: ultraviolet-B receptor UVR8-like
Exons: 5
Coding region: 113-1753 (546 amino acids)
Source: RefSeq, a predicted model, not a curated record
UUUUGGAUGAUUAUAUUUAAUUUAAAACUAAUUUAGUAAAAAAGGAAAAAAAUUAAGAAUGUCGAGCUGAUCACUGAACCUUAUCCAUAGAGAAGAUCUUCGAGCAGUGGCAAUGGAAGACAAAACGACGCCGUUACCGAUCUCCGAAGAUCUCUCCCGGAAAAUCACAUCUCUCGCCGCCGGCGAAGCGCACACCAUCGCUCUGACUGGCGAUGGAUGCGUUUACUCGUGGGGAAGAGGAAUGUUCGGGCGUAUCGGCACGGGGAGAGAGACGGACGAGCUCGUUCCAGCUCGAGUCGAGUUCGAUUCUCCAGCAGCUCGAAUCGUUGGUAUUGCUGCUGGUGCUUAUCACAGUCUCGCUGUCUCAGAUGAUGGCUCGGUUUGGUGUUGGGGUUAUAACAUUUAUGGCCAACUUGGUUUUGAUGGGGAGAACACCUUGGCUCCACGCUUGAUACAGAACUUCUUUGAACAAGAAGCAUCUAGUUCUUCUCCUGAUGAUUCAGGUAGAGAAGCUAGAUCAGAUUUAAAGGUUUGUGCGGUUAAGGCUGGAUCCAUGAUGUCGCUUGCCAUUGAUAACGCCGGAGGUCUUUGGAUGUGGGGCAAUGUUCCACCACAAGAGACCGGACCUGAGCCUCGUUUGUCUUUCACAAGCGUCCCGAUUCCGUUUCCUAUACCAGAGUUCAAUGGCCGGACUGUUUUGAAGGUAGCAUGUGGGGAUGAACACGUUGUUGCUCUUGUUGGUUCUAAGGAGAUUCAAGAACCUGCGUUGUAUUCUUGGGGUAAUAAUCACCAUGGCCAGUUAGGGCUUGGAGACGGAGAGGGCCGCGCAAGGCCUCAGGUUGUGGAGACGUUUAACCAGAACUCUGGUCUUACAGUCUACGACAUAGCUUGCGGUGCUCAUCACACAGCUCUUCUCACCUACAAGAAGGAUGCACCGGAAGGACCAAGCGUUUGCUGGACCUUCGGGUUUGGAGAAAACGGUCAGCUUGGGCGUGGGAGCACCAAGAGCUCACCGGUUCCAGAGCCGGUUUCAGAGCUCCCGGAACACGCUCACUUAGUUUCUGUAGACUGUGGGUUGUUCCACACGAGCGUGGUGUCGUCCGAGGGAUACGUGUGGUCAUGGGGGAUGGAGAGGGGACUAGGGCUAUGCCCUGAUGUGAAUUUCUCAGAAGUGGAAGCAGGAGACGACAGUGUACCGAGAAAGAUAACCGGUGGGUCUAGAUUUCGUGACCCGGUUCAGGUUUCUUGCGGGGCUGCACAUACAGUUCUCGUGGCGAACGGUGGUUACAAGAUGUGGUCAUGGGGAAGAGGAAGAAACGGACUGCUAGGGACAGGGAAUGUUAUGGACUGUUAUGUUCCCACCCCUGUCUUCUGGCCGACGAAUGAGGUGAAACAGGACAGUGAAGAAGCACCUAAACCUGAUGCUGAUGGCAAAAGCUCGUCAACGGAGGAGAUUAAACAGCUACAAACAAAGCUUAUGGUGAUGGAAAGAUACGCAAGCAUACUUCACGGAUCCAUAUUUGGAAAGCCUUUCAACGAAGAGGAAGAUAUACCGUAUUCGUUACGGGUCUCCGGGUACUUCGAUAUGGGGAAAGAGUGGGGAGAGAUGCUGGAGAGUGCUGAUAAGAGUCAGCUUGUGAGGCUUCAAGCUUUCUAUGAGGAUAUGAUUAGUAGGGUUAAGGAUAAGGUGUUGCAGAGAAGGAUUCAGGAGAUUAUGAAAGAUUGUCUUCAAUCAUCAGCCCCUAAACACUAGUGUAAUAUCACUUACUGUUGUGCUAAAAAUAAUAUCGUCACUUGAACUGAAGCAGAGAACAUAUGUACUUAGAAAUCAUUUUGAAUGAUUUACUAAAAUUUACUUAA